UCCGCCUUUAAACCAUCAGCGUCUGGUUUUUCGUGGACGUGGAGACUCGCAGCAGCUCCUUCUCAAAUGGGCUCGGUCGCCUAGCGGUUGCUUUCCUGAGCCAGGUCACCUGUGGUCUCAAGCCGUCGGGAUUCUGCUGGGCGCAGCACUAAGACUCCAAGGAUUUACAACUCGCGCAAGAAAGAAGAUCAAGAAACAUGGCAGCAAUCCCGUCCAGUGGCUCCCUUGUGGCAACCCACGACUACUACCGAAGACGCUUGGGUUCCACCUCCAGUAACAGCUCCUGUGGAAGUGCUGAGUACUCUGGAGAAGUCAUCCCGCACCAUCCAGGUCUUCCCAAGUCUGACCCUGGACAUUGGUGGGCUAGUUUUUUCUUUGGAAAACACACCCAUCCAGUGAUGACAACUGUGUCGGAAUCUCCAGAGAACUCAGGAACCUUCCAGGUAGCCAAUGGCAUGAUCACCUGUGACCUGGCCCAGGAAGUCAUGAGGAAGCGCCACGCCAGCGAACCCAGCAAGUCCCACGCAGGUCCCACCGCGUGAGGAAGGCCGGCGUUCCCCAGCUGACGCUUCUGAUUUGACCGCUAGGGGCCACCGCCCAUUUUCCACUCCCCCUCCCUAUAGACUAGUUAGGCUGCCUCUGAGUACAAUUAAUUAGACGUAGGUUUUUAUAAAAACGAAAACGACAACUAAAAAUAUAUAUAUAUAUCUAUUCCACACGCACCAUUCUUUUCUACUCACUUGGGGAUCAAUACAACUACGUCUUUUUUUCCACACCUCCGCCUUGAUAACGCGUUUUUCUUUCAUUUUGUACUUGCUGAAUGGGAGCUAAUAAAUUCUGAGCAGCCUUUUAAA
Messenger RNA from Crotalus tigris (Tiger rattlesnake), 854 nucleotides. RefSeq names its product pancreatic progenitor cell differentiation and proliferation factor (gene PPDPF). Gene Ontology annotation, biological process: multicellular organism development; cell differentiation. The record is from RefSeq and is a predicted model, not a curated record. The transcript is spliced from 5 exons. NCBI's taxonomy places the organism in Eukaryota, Metazoa, Chordata, Lepidosauria, Squamata, Viperidae. Bases 198 to 542 code for a protein of 114 amino acids.